This is a messenger RNA of Hyposmocoma kahamanoa, 2058 nucleotides long. RefSeq lists its product as uncharacterized. The coding region runs from base 28 to 1464 and encodes 478 amino acids. The record is from RefSeq and is a predicted model, not a curated record. Lineage: Eukaryota; Metazoa; Arthropoda; Insecta; Lepidoptera; Cosmopterigidae. The transcript is spliced from 19 exons.
UGCCAAGAUUAUGUAUUAAAAUAAAUUAUGUAUAGCGCUAUAACUCUAAUUUUUGCUACAGCAGUACUGCAUUGUAAUGGGGCUGUCUUACUGGGUUCCUUUCCCAUUUUAUCGACAAGACGCCGUGAAAGUCAAAUUGAUAUCGAACAUUUACCUUUCAGACUAUACGAGAGAUCCUAUCAUAGCCCUGAGCGUACACCGUCCAUAUACGAGAAUAUACCAGUGGAACGGAGUGGACGCAGAAAUUUUAGAAAAAGCAGAGAGACCGGUGAAAUGAUGGAUAUACCUUCGGUGAGAAGAAGCACACUAACUGAAUUGUGGGAUAUCCCUUCGAUAGGAAUGUACAGAGCCAAAAGAAGAAAUAAUAAAAGAAGCUACAUCGAUUUACCAAUUCCUAUGAGAAGAGUCUAUUUCGAGUUCCACCCACAGAGUGUGAGCACAAUAUUAGGAGCGCCUAGUGAUAUCUCACAUCUUCCUCCAGCAGAACCAAUACUUCCAGGUCAUACACUAUUGCGUCCAGCCUUAGGCAUGUUGAAGUCUCAAGUAAAAUUCCCACAUAGGGAACUCGAAAACGGCGCAGGAGUUUAUGGGAAUAUAGCAAACUUAGGCCUUAAAUACGGCAACAGAAACGAGAGAGUUGUGUAUACUGGGUUCCGUAGAAUGCAUCCCACGCGCAGAUUUUAUCCUGCUCGUAGGGCGUCUGCUAAUUAUAUUAUGUUAGCACCAACUAGUAAGAAUCAGAAAUUAAAACCAAGCUUUCAGAUAUCUUCCAUAAAUUUAGAUUUGGACAAGAAACAAGCUUCUGCAAAAAAAUUGAUACAAUCUUUACUUGGGAGGAGUCCACCAAUAACAAAUAGUAUCAUAUUGAUUGCGGCGGACUUAAGAAAUAAAGAUUAUGCACCCCUGUCUUACAAUAAGGAGAAAUCUAUGUACUAUUCUGAUGGUUAUGAAAGAGACGAUGAAGACACCGAUAAAGAAGAAUAUUACUAUAAACCAGUAGAUAAAAGCCUUCACGACUUGGCGACGGACACUAUCAGAAGAUUUAUACAUAGGUUAGGUACAUUCAGACCACGAAAAAAAAUUAUGCGAUCUACCAAUGCAACCGUAUCUCGAUCACAUUUACUGCAACCCUUAAGGAAUCGAAAGCCAAAAGGACAUCAUAUACAUAAUCACCUAAUUGAAAAUACGACUAGAACAACUUGGUUGCUCAAAGAUGCUAUUGCGAAUGAAGAUAUACGAAUGACGUCAUUAAGAGACGAAGAACCAAAAAUAGAUAAACAGACAAUGCUUAAAUAUUCCAAGUACGCUUUUAACAAUAUAAAGUUUGACAAAGAAGCUCCGGAUUUCGCUGCCUUAGUACCAUUCAAUACAUCGGAGAGUGAAGAUGAAGUAGAAGAAUCUAAUGACAAAAAAUCGUGGUGGUUCUACAAUCAAGUGGAUUUCAAAACUCUGACCAGCGAAUAAGUAAAAUAAUCAAUCUAUAUAGGCUUCAAUAUCUUUUAAUGGUUAAAUUUGUUGACAAAUACUUCAUUUAUUUGAUAUAUUCAAAGUAAGGACGCUUGGACACGCGAGGUAUUGUAUUACGUACCGGCCCUAUAUGCCGCUCGGAAUAAGAUGCCCGGGAGAGCGACCAAUGUUUUGCUGGCUUUCCACGGCUCGGGAUAUCACGGGCUACGCCACGUCGCACCGAUUUGUACGGGCGAGUUCACACCGCCCUCUUCCCGGCUAUCGUUGUAUACCGGUUGGCGCUCGUUGUGACGUCACGUCACGUCGUGUCGUCCUCCCGUGGGUCUCGUCCCGAGUGCAUAUAGGCCCAGAUCGCAACAUCGCAACGUAUCUAGUCUCACACUUCUAUGUUGCGUUUCGCGCAAGUCACGCCCAGUCGUGCUAGCGCUGCAGGUCUAAAAUAUUUUUUUUAUGUCAAGCAAUAAAACACAUAGUUUGCUUAAAGUACCUAUCGUGCUGAAUUUUCCUAUACGUGAGUCCUUAAAUUUUUAAUGAUAAGACUUAGUUUCAAUGCAACCAGUUUUAAUUUUUAUGUAUAAUAAUAAACUUGUG